Messenger RNA from Danio aesculapii, 2926 nucleotides. RefSeq names its product NAD kinase 2, mitochondrial (gene nadk2). The transcript has 12 exons. Gene Ontology annotation, cellular component: mitochondrion. Lineage: Eukaryota; Metazoa; Chordata; Actinopteri; Cypriniformes; Danionidae. Gene Ontology annotation, biological process: NAD+ metabolic process; NADP+ biosynthetic process. The record is from RefSeq and is a predicted model, not a curated record. Gene Ontology annotation, molecular function: NAD+ kinase activity. Bases 669 to 1994 code for a protein of 441 amino acids.
GCUACGUGCUUUAAAGAUGGCGGCGUGUACGAGUGUGGGAUCUGAUGUUUUUAUUAGCUUGAAGUUUGUGAUUUGAAGUGCUGUAUUAACCAGUCUGCACACGUCAGGUUUCAGUAGAUCGUUUAUGAGACUCGGGCUCCGGUCGUUCAAAUGUCCGAGAGCAGAUAGAUAGACGGGAAUGUGAUCACCCACUGCGCUCGGACAGGUUAAGUUGGUGGCCAGUUUGACAUGCUACAACUGACAGCUCUGUUAAUCAGCUAGCAGUUCACAUACUCUGAGAGGACAUCGUGCACGAAACCUUCAGCAAAUGUGACCUUCUGUCCGGCUAAUAACAUCCUUCUAGUCAGAUCCAUCACGUUCAUAGCUGCUCUAGUCGAUUGUUUAGAAAGUAAGAUUAGCUGCUUUCUUUACAUUGUUAGCAGGUGAUCUGCCAGUCACUGAAUCCUGCUGGUUACACCAACUUACAUCCUUACAGAUAAACAUUGUGUGUUAGUGCAGUUUACAUAGCUUUUAUUGACUUAGAAAAGCACUUCCAGCAUUUUCAAACCUAUAAUAAUGAACGAGUAGUUUUGACUGGUGGUCUUUCUGUCUUGAACAGAAGGGGGCGUCAAAUUCCUGAAUGGUUAUAGUUACAUUUCUAUGGUUUUCAACUAUUUCCCGGUAGUAUAAUGCUCUCCCGAGCUGUAAGGAAAUCUCUCUCCUGUGGAAAUGCAGUAUUUGCGGGUUUCUCUGGCAGCUAUUAUUGCAGUCGUGUGUGUUUUCAUCAGACCGCCGUGUGUAAAGUUACUUCGCAAGCUGAACGCGCCUUCAGACCUGCGAAAGUGGCUGUUGUGACUAAAACCACACGAUAUGAGUUCGAGCAGCAGAGAUAUCGCUAUGCAGGACUGUCGGAGGAGGACCUCAAACAGCUGCUUGCUCUAAAAGGAUCAAGUUACAGUGGGCUUCUGGAGAGGCACAAUAUACAUACCUUCAAUGUUGGACAUAUUGUGGAGAGUCUACAGAAACAGGGGAUUGAGGUGCGUGUUGUGAAAAGAGGAGAGUAUGACGAGGAGACUGUACGAUGGGCCGAUGCCAUCAUCUCUGCUGGAGGUGAUGGCACCAUGCUGCUGGUUGCUAGUAAAGUGUAUGAUAAGAGCAAACCUGUAUUGGGUGUCAACACAGACCCAGAGAGGUCAGAGGGUCACCUAUGUUUGCCUGUCCGCUACACACAUGCCUUUUCUGAGGCCUUGCAGAAACUCAGAAAGGGAGAUUUCAGGUGGCAGUGGCGUCAGCGUAUCCGCAUGUAUCUGGAGGGCACCGGCAUCAACCCUACUCCAGUGGACCUUCAUGAGCUGCAGCUGAGUCUCCAACAGCACAGCAAAGCCCACCGCAUCACCACAGACACCCAGAGCAGCACGACCCACAACAGUCCCGAAACGCCUCAUUUACUGCCAGUCCGUGGGCUCAAUGAGAUCUUCAUCGGCGAGUCUCUGUCCUCCAGGUUGAAGUAUAAAUCCUUCAAACCCCAUCUUACCCUCUCGCUUCAUAGGGCUUCAUACUAUGAAAUCUCCAUCGACGACGGGCCGUGGGAGAAGCAGAAGAGCUCAGGCCUCAGCAUUUGCACUGGAACUGGAUCCAAAGCCUGGUCUUACAAUAUUAAUAAGCUGGUGGAGCAGGCAGUGGAGGAUGUGCUCAGAAUAGGUAAAACAAAGACGGGUUUGGAGGUGCCUCUAAACCGGGAGUUCGUUGAGAGUGUAACAGAAACGUACAACGAGUCUCUAAUCUUCAGCCCAGAGGAGGACAAACUGUUCUUCAGCGUGAGGGAGCCAAUAGUCAACAGAGUAUUUUCCAACAGCCGACAAAGAGGCUUUGCCAAAAAGGUUUGCAUUCGCUCGAGAUGCUGGGAUGCCUGCAUGGUAGUAGACGGCGGGACGUCCUUCGAGUUUAACGAUGGUGCCAUUGCUACAAUCAGCUUAAACGAGGAGGACCUGCUGCGAACUGUCAUUCUUGAUUAAAUCCUGUGAGACACCAAACUGCUGCUCGACAAGCUUGAAUAUAUUUAUUGAGGAACGAACUGUCAUCAAAGCCAGACUUUGAGAUGAACAGCGAGGUCAGAGUUUGCGUAUGAAGUGUACAUAAAAAAUCACACUUCCAAACUCUGUGCUUACAGCAUUGAGAAAUACACAUCUUUCCUAGAUACACCAUUAUUAGAUUGCCACCAUAUCUGCGAUAGGUGUAUUCAAACAGGCCAGAAAUACCCAAUUAUUUGUAUUGUGGCUUUUUGUAAACCUUUUGAAUUCAGUUUUCAGCAGCUCAAGAUGGUUUAUUACACUUUUGUGCCAAACAUGCACAGAAGUAUUGGUAAUGGUUCGUUUGAGUAUUAGUAGACUGUCUGCUUAAUAUCUGCUGACACUGCUCCGUCAAGACAUUUAAUUGACUAUAAGAAUCUUUGCAAGCACAUGUCAACUUGCGCUAACCCAAACAGUCUACUAAUAAUCUAAUGAAAAUUAGCCACUUAAAACGGACCAUCAAAAUAAAGUGACUGAAGUAUUUUGUUGGUGUAGAAAUGAACGUUACUGAAAUUAUUUAAAAACAUUUUAUUUCUGAGACUAGAGUUUGAAUUGGAGUCAAACUCUGCUCCGUCAGGUCAAAGUAUACUACAAAAGAGGCUCACAAUAUGGCACAAUUUUGUAAAACAUUGGUGCUUUUCAAAAGGGUCUGCAUUAUGCAAUCUACCACAACAUUUAUAGAUGUCGGAGAGUAACAAAUUGUGACAUCUGAAGUGUUAACAGACCACAAUGCGAUGAAUCUAACACUGAAAUAGAUUUUAAAUAAAAAGCAAUACAUUUAUUUACAAUUCAGAUGAUGUAAACAGCUCAUAAAAAUACAACCAUGUUGUACAAAAAUUCAAGUUUUCUCAAUAUUAAAAGUGGUCAGAGAAAUGGAA